Molecule: messenger RNA, 4525 nt
Organism: Doryrhamphus excisus (bluestripe pipefish)
Lineage: Eukaryota; Metazoa; Chordata; Actinopteri; Syngnathiformes; Syngnathidae
Source: RefSeq, a predicted model, not a curated record
GAGUAAUUGCUCACAGAUUUGGUCGCUGCCAUUGGUUGACAACAAUGGGGUCCGCUUGAACCCCCAUCCCCGACCCGAGUCGAGUCCAGUCAGAAGGGAUACAGAAAGGAGGCGAAGCGCUUCCCCCCCCGCAGUAGCGUCGCAGCCUGCAUGGGCUAGCCGGUAAGCUAAGUAAGCUAGUUUAGCUUCUUCCAGCGACGCCGCCGUCGCCGCCGCCCGGGCGAUAACCCGCUCCUGCUUCCCGUCACUUGUGCCUCUUCAGCCCGGCUUCGAGAUGAUGAAGUUUCGGUUUCGUCGGCAGGGCACCGACCCGCAGAGGGAGAAGAUAAAACAGGAGCUCUUCGCCUUCAACAAGACGGUGGAGCACGGAUUCCCACAUCAGCCCAGCGCUUUGGCUUUUGACCCGGAGCUGCAACUUAUGGCUAUUGGCACCAGGGCGGGAGCUAUUAAAGUUUACGGAGCGCCCGGUGUGGAGUUCACAGGCCUGCACAAGGACACCACUACUGUCACUCAAAUCCACUUCCUGCCAGGACAGGGCCGCAUGCUAUCGCUUCUGGAUGACAAUACCAUUCACCUAUGGGAACUGAGUGCCACACCUCCCAGGCAGGUGGGCGGGGUCAAAAGAGAGGGUGUGGUCAUUCUCCAGGAAGUGGGCAGCUACAGUCUCCCAGGAAGACCGGGCAUUGAGAGCUGCAGUACCACACGGGUGACCGUACUCCUCCUGCUGAGAUCGUGUAACCUGCUCUGCAUCGGAACUGAGGGAGGGGGCGUGUACUUCCUGGAUUUGCCCUGUCUGUCACUGAGAGACGGCCAAACGCUGCUCCAGGAUCAGGUCACGCAGAGCCUGCCCGAAGACUACAGAUGCGGAAAAUCAUUAGGACCUGUGGAAUCUCUUCAGGAGCAUCCUCGGCAAGCGGGGAAGAUACUGAUCGGCUACAGCCGUGGUCUGGUGGUGCUGUGGGACGUGAGCAAUCGGCAAAUAGAGCAGCUCUUUCUUGGCAAGCAGCAGCUGGAGAGUCUGGUGUGGGAGCGUUCGGGAAACUUAUUUGUCAGUUCCCAUAGCGAUGGCGGCUAUUCCGUGUGGGCUGUUGCCAACGGCAACGCCAACAAUCACCAGCCGGUGUCCUCUACCAUCCCAUAUGGUCCUUUCCCCUGUAAAGCUAUUAAUAAAAUCCUAUGGCGGACAACAGAAACUGGGUCCCCAGUGUUGCUGUACAGCGGAGGGAUGCCCAGAGCCAGCUAUGGCGACCGCCACUGUCUGACCAUCCAGCAGGACAAAGACCACGUCACCUUAGACUUCACUUCCCGGGUCAUUGACUUCUUUACCGUCCACAAUGUGGAGCAAGAGAAAGAAUUUGAUGACCCGUCCGCAGUGGUGGUCUUACUGGAAGAGGAGCUCGUCGUCAUGGACCUCCAGACCCACGGAUGGCCCUCUUUGCCCACGCCUUACCUGGCUCCUCUUCACUCUUCUGCCAUCACGUGCUCCUGCCACAUCUCCAGCGUUCCUUCGAAACUGUGGGAGAGGCUGGUCAAUGCCGGGAAAGCCCAGCAGGGACGUGAACACGCAUCCAAGAGUUGGCCCAUUUGUGGUGGGAAAAACCUGGCACCUCCACCCAAACGGCAAGAGCUGCUGCUGACUGGACAUGAAGACGGCACCGUGCGUUUCUGGGACGCGUCCGGCGUGGCCCUCACGCCGCUGUACAAACUCAGCACGGCCAACGUCUUCCACACCGACUGCGACCCCGGCGACGAGCCCCCCGACCCUAGCGACGACCCCGACUUGCAGCAGGAAGAGGAAUGGCCUCCCUUCAGGAAGGUUGGCUGUUUCGACCCCUACAGUGAUGACCCCCGACUGGGCAUCCAGAAGAUCAGCAUGUGCAAGUACAGCAACAAGUUGGUGGUGGCAGGGACGGCGGGGCAGGUGAUCGUGCUGGGUCUCAACGACGACCCCUCGGACCACACGGUGGACGUGUCCGUGGUGGAUCUGCUCCAGGACAGGGAGGGCUUCACGUGGAAGGGCCACGACCGGCUGGAGCCUCGCCUCAAACCCGCCCCCUUCCCGCCGGGUUUCCAACCUCAGGUGCUGGUGCAAUGCAUGCCGCCCGCGUCGGUCACGGCCGUGACGCUGCACGCCGAAUGGAACCUCAUCGCCUUCGGGACCAGCCACGGCUUUGGCCUCUUCGACUACCACAGAAGAAGUGCAGUCUUAGCUAGGUGUACCCUGCACCCUAAUGACUCCUUGGCUAUGGAGGGCCCCCUAUCCAGGGUCAAAUCCUUAAAAAAAUCCUUACGGCAGAGCUUCAGACGCAUCCGGAAGAGCCGAGUAUCUGGGAAGAAGCGCCCGAUCACCACGCCCACCAGCAAGGUCCAGGAGGCCAACGCUGCCUUAGCGGAGCAGGAGGAAGUGGCUCCAAUCCAGCGAAGGAUCGAACCCCGGUCGGCGGACGACUCCUUAUCGGGAGUCGUUCGCUGCCUCUGCUUUGCCGACACUUUCCUACGCGACGGCACACACCACGGACCCACGUUGUGGGCGGGGACUAACUCGGGCAGCGUCUACGCCUACGCCCUGGAGGUACCCGGCGUGGGCUCUGGCCGUGGUCCUGAGCGGGGGGUCGGCGGCGAGAACGCGGCGUGCGUGGAAGCCGUGUUGGGCAAAGAGAUCCAACUGAUGCACCGAGCUCCCGUGGUGUCCAUCUGCGUGCUGGACGGGCGCGCCAAACCCUUACCGGAUCCUUACGAAGCCUCACAGGACCUCGCCAUCGCUCCGGAUAUGUCCAACGCUCAUUCCGUGCUCAUCGCCUCCGAGGAACAACUCAAGGUGUUCUCUCUCCCCAAGGUGAGCGCCAAGACCAAGUUCAAGCUGACGGCUCACGAGGGCUGUCGGGUGAGGAAGGUGGCCCUGGCGGUCUUCGGUUCCACGGCUCAGGAGGACUACAGCGAGCACACGCUGGUGUGUCUGACCAACAUGGGCGACAUGCACCUCUUCAACGUACCCGGACUCCGCCCUCAGGUUCGCUACGACUGCAUCCGUAAGGAGGACAUCAGCGGCAUCGCAUCCUGCGUCUUCACCAGGAACGGACAAGGGUUCUACCUCAUCUCCCCUUCAGAGUACGAGAGGUUCUCCUUGUCGGCCAAGGUUCUCACGGAACCUCUUUGCUCCGUUGCACUGCAGAGACUCUUGGAGGCCACCAUGGCCAGCGAUGGCACCGCCAUGCUGCCACAAGCCAACGGAACCCAUAAGAACCAGAUAGGACAAGCUGAGGGACGAACAGACGAGCCGCCCGGCUCCUUGUCCUCCCCCGUCCUCGACACGCCCUUGGACUCCCCCCUCAGCUGCGCCGACCUCACCCUGGACUCCACGGGAGAGCUCACCGUGGAGGACGUCCGAGACUUCCUCACCACCGUGGACGAGGAGGAGAACAACCUGAAGAACAUUCAAGAGGAGGAUGAACGCCCGGCCGGCAUCCUCAUCAACUGAACAGAUGGACUUGAUAUCCGUGCUGGACCACAAAUGUCAUCAAGCCCACUGUGAAGCCCACCCAGAGUGGGAGGACUUUGCUUGGUACCACAGCUAACUUGGAAGAGUUUGUGUUUGAACCACUUUUCACUCUCAUCCUUGUCUUAACAUAGAAUCUUUAAUGACGCCAUUUUUUUUUUUCAUUCCGGAGAAGUUUUGACACUUUAGUGGAGGUGAUGGAUUGUCCUGCAACGCUGCUUAAAGAGGAGGCAUUGUUGGCUUUACCGUAGACGGUCGAUGGCUUAUGAAGGUUUUUUUUUUUUUUUUUUUAAAUUGUUAUUGUAAAGAUGGACACGUGGGCAUGUUUUUGAAUGGCACAGUGAAGGUUGUAGGACGCAGGUGGGGCCACAAGGGGGUGCUGCGGUGGUUGGGACUCAACAUACAAACUGCAGUGUCUGUACUGUAUUGUUGUUUUAUAGAGUUCCUCGCCAAGGUGUCCUCCAGAGGUCUUUUUUUUGUGGCUACCAGGGAAGCGUGACGAGUAAGUUGGCUUGAACGCAAAGUGUGUGUGUGUGUGUGUGUGUGUGUGUGUGAGAAAUGCACCCGUGAGACGUCUUUGCAUUCUAGCUGGUGCAUUGCAGAGCUUGAUUCAGCAAUCUUUCUUUUUGUUUUUACUGUGUAAAAAUGUGUGUAUACAUACGGUGUCUUUAUGUAGGUUAACAUAUGACGAGUCACGUGUUCGCUUUAGAACUUUAAAAAAAAAAAAGCUUCCAGAGCAUCUUUUUUUUUUAAUCACAUAACGAAAAGGCGUACAAGCUUAAAAAAGGGACCUCACGACUAACUUAUCUAGCUCAACGGGUAGAAUUUGUGUUUUUUUUUUUUUUUUAUUGGCGCGAGUCAUUAACAUUAAAUUUUCCUUGUUACAGCCGCCGCAGGUUUUAAUUCCACACUUAAGAUGAAUAAUUGACUUUUUUUUUUGUCAUUGACUUUUGUGGUUAGUAUUUUAAGAGUCAUUUAGCAAUUUCAGCGGAUGGAUUGUGAAUGUUAAUAAAAAUGAUGUACUCUCUA